Messenger RNA from Phycodurus eques (leafy seadragon), 4169 nucleotides. RefSeq names its product abl interactor 2-like. The record is from RefSeq and is a predicted model, not a curated record. The transcript has 11 exons. Gene Ontology annotation, molecular function: SH3 domain binding. NCBI's taxonomy places the organism in Eukaryota, Metazoa, Chordata, Actinopteri, Syngnathiformes, Syngnathidae. Bases 36 to 1532 code for a protein of 498 amino acids. Gene Ontology annotation, cellular component: lamellipodium.
GGCAUCACAGUACGCCGGGCUCCAAGCAUGUUAAAAUGGCGGAGCUGCAAAUGCUGCUGGACGAGGAGAUCCCUGCGGGCAGAAAAGCUCUCCUGGACACGUUCCCCAACCUGGAGAGGGUCGCCGAGUACUGCGAGGCCAACUAUGUCCAGGCGUGGGACAAGCACGGAGCCCUGGAGGAGACCAAGAGCUACACCACGCAGUCUGUCGCCAGCGUGGCCUACCUCAUCAACACGCUGGCCAACAACAUGCUACAGAUGCUCGACAUUCACACGUGUCAGCUGCGAAGCAUGGAGAACGCCGUCAACCACAUCGCGCAGACGGUGGCCAUCCACAAGGAGAAGGUGGCGAGGCGUGAGAUUGGGGUGCUGACUGCCAAUAAGAACGCAGGCCACGCCCACAAGAUCGUGGCGCCGGCCGAUCCGGAGAAGCUGCUGCGCUACAUCCGCAAGCCCGUCAACUUCGGCGCGCUGGACCACGUCGGGCACGGCGUCAAGUGCUUGUUGAGGAUGAAGGUGAACGGCCAGGAAAACGCCAAGGUGGGCAGGUGCGGCCCACCCAGCCCCCCCACUGCAGGACACCGCAGCAUCUUCGGUGGCAGUAGCGGAGGGAGUCACCAGAGCAGCAGCAGCAGAGAGAACAGCGGCAGCGGGACCACCGCCGUGCCCAUCGCCGUGGCAACGCCGUCCCCUCCCGCCGUCUUCCCGGUUUCUCCGAGCGCCGGACCCCAAAGCUCGUCCUCCAGCGCCCCCAACUCUUCUCCGACCUACUCUUUCUCCUCCUCGUCCUCCUCUUCCUCGUCCGCCACCCUAACGCUGCCGCCGCCUCCGCCCUUGCCGCACGCCGCCCCGUCCCCGCCGUCCGAGGCCAAUGAGAAUCCUGGCACCCCCUGUGUCCAUCCUCCACCACCUCCCCCGUCCUCCUACUUGUCCCCCGAGGAAGGUGGGGCGGUGCCUCAAUUCUUCAGCAUGAAUCGCCCUCAGCCCCGCCAGCAAACACCGCAAGUGGGCGGCUCCCUGCCCUACCGCCGCCCGCCCUCUGUCACCGGGCAGCCAAUUGUCACACAGAUCCACCAGGUCAACGGCGGGCCCUGCUACAACAGCCAAAGCCCGGCUUCUCCGCCGCCGUCCCUCAUCCAGUUCCCCCCUCAGCUCCCUCUCAUGGGCUUCGCGGCUCGCCUCCAAGAAUCCAACGCGCCGCCGCCGCCCCUCCGGCCCACCACCGACCAGACCGCGCCCGCUGAGGUUCGGGGAGACGGCGCCCAUCUGGGCGAGGAGGACUCGUCCGUGGUGGAGUACGACGACCCGUACGCCGAGGAAGACCCUCCCUGGGCCCCCGCAAACUACAUGGAGAAAGUGGUGGCCAUCUACGACUACACGGCCGACAAGGAGGACGAGCUGUCUUUCCAGGAGGGCGCCAUCAUCUACGUGCUGAAGAAGAACGAGGACGGCUGGUUCGAGGGCGUCAUGAACGACAACACUGGACUCUUCCCCGGGAACUACGUGGAGGCCAUCAUGCACUACGCCGACUGACAGGUUUUGUUUUGUUUUUACCCACAAGCCCUUGCACUCAUGGUGACGCCCAAAGUCGUAUAUAAAGAGACUCUGGACAUUCGCUGUGAACUCACUGCACUGCUCUGUCAUUGGUUAAAUCGCCAUCACAUGGUUUAUGGGCACCACGUUGUUACCCAGCGUCUCCAUUUCCCUCAUAGGCGUACGGUUAGCGGCGGUGGCUUUGUUCGACUUCAAACUAUCAUGUCAUUAAACCGUAGUUUUGGCAGCAUACACAGGAAGUCCGCCAACCUGUUUCCCGCGUUUAAUCACGUGACGUUCCGCAUAGCAGCUUAACCCCUACUGAACGCACUUCCAUGUUGGCUGCGAUAAUGUGUCAAUAAGGUUUAUUCAAACCAGGUAGAGCAGAUGAACGCAGUAUAAAAAGGCAUGUAUUCAAUAUGUAAUUGCAUAUUGAGUUAUCAUUAUGCAGUAUUAAACACAAUGAAGUUCCUUUAAUUUUUUUUUUUUUUGUUUUGUUUUUUUUUUUAAUACUGGUAGGGAUGAGCUAACAGAGUGAAAUCAGGAGGUUUAUUCGUGCUGCUGGGUAACAACAUGGUGCCCAUGCACAUAGCUGGCCAGAUUUCCUUUAUAUCAGACUUCUGUCACCGCCGAAUCCGAGCCUCAAGAGUGUUGUUGACGGUGUGAAGUGGACUCCGGCGGAAAAUGUCCGCUCUUGAAGUUUACAUGGUGUGUUUGCGUACGUUGCAGUGUUUACAUUUAUAUAUACAGUAUUUACAACCCCAAUUCCAAUGAAGUUGGGACGUUGUGUUAAACAUAAAUGAAAACAGAAUACAAUGAUUUGCAAAUCACAUUCGACCUAUAUUUAAUAGAAUACACUACAAAGACAAGAUAUUUCAUGUUCAAACUGAACUACAAACUGUUUUUUUUGUUUUUAGCAAAUAAUCAUGAACUUAGAAUUUUAUGGCUGCAACAUGUCCCAAAAAAAGCUGGGACGGGGUCAUGUUUACCACUGUGUUACAUCACCUUUUCUUUUAAUAACAUUCAAUAAACGUUUGGGCACUGAGGACACUAAUUGUUGAAGCUUUGUCGGUGGAAUUAUUUCCCAUUCUUGCUUGAUGUACAGCUUCAGCUGUUCAACAGUCCGGGGUCUCCGUUGUCGUAUUUUACGCUUCAUAAUGCGCCACACAUUUUCAAUGGGAGACAGGUCUGGACUGCAGGCAGGCCAGUCUCGUACCCGCACUCUUUUACUACGAAGCCACGCUGUUGUAACACGUGCAGAAUGUGGUUUGGCGUUGUCUUGCUGAAAUAAGCAGGGGCGUCCAUGAAAAAGAUGUUGCUUGGAUGGCAGCAUAUGUUUCUCCAAAACCUGUAUGUACCUUUCAGCAUUAAUGGUGUCUUCACCGAUGUGUAAGUUACCCAUGCCAUGGGCACUAACACAGCUCCAUACCAUCACAGAUGCUGGCUUUUGAACUUUACGUCCGUAACAGUCCGGCUGGUUCUUUUCCUCUUGACACGAUGUCCACAAUUUCCAAAAACAAUUUGAAAUGUGGACUCGUUGAACCACAGAACACUUUUCCACUUUGCAUCACUUUUUGAUGCAGUGCCGCCUGAGGGAUCGAAGGUCACGGGCAUUCAGUGUUGGUUUUCGGCCUUGCCGCUUACAUGCAGUGAUUUCUACACAAUCGCUGAACCUUUUGAUGAUGAUAUGGACUGAAGAUGAUGAAAUCCCUAAAUUCCUUGCAAUUGUACAUUGAGGAACUAUUUUCUCACGCACUUGUUCACAAAGACGUGAACCUCGCCCCAUCUUUGCUUGUGAAUGACUGAGCAAUUCAGGGUAUUCUGUUUUUAUUUGCACAACACAACAUCCCAACUUCAUUGGAAUUGGGGUAGUACAUGUAAUAUUUUAUAUUCUUGUUCUGUGCUUUAUUCUCAGCUUUUGGCUGUACUGGCCCUUUAAAUGGUGGAUAAAUGCUGUGCAUGUGCGUUUGAACUGUCAUGAAUGAGGUUGUAUGCCCUAAAAAAGAAAAUCAAUAAUAUGCUAACAUCGGGUCUGUUUCAAAUGUUUAAAAUAAAAGAUAUACACUGGACCCUCGCAAGUUGUUUUAUUUUUAUAUGUAUAUAUAAUAUGGGUGUGUGUGUGUGUGUGUGUGUGUGUAUACCAAAGGUAUUGGAACGGCAAGGUCAAUUCCUUUGUUUUUGUUGUACACUGAAGACAUCUGAGACAAACGUUCAGAGUUCCAGCGUUCAUUUCAUGGUAUUUACAUCUGGAUGUGUCAAACAACUCAAGACAGAGCACCUUUUGUUUGAAGCCACCCACUUUUCAAGUGAGCAAAAGUAUUGGAACAGACAUUAUUAAAUGAACUUAAAGUGAAUAACAUUGAAUAUUUGGUGGCAUAACCCUUAUUUGCAAUAACUGCAUCAAGCCAGUGACCCAUUGACUUCACCAGACUGUUGCAUUCUUCAUUCGAAACCACCCAGGCGUCAGGGUUCCAAUCCCCGCGAAUAGCUGAGGGUCCACAGUACUGUGAUAUUUUCUGCUAAAGCUUGUUUUAUGUAUCUUUGGAUAGAAAUGUGUGCGUUUUCAUAUGUAAUGUGCGUUACAAAUCCUAAUGGACAAACAAGAUGACUGUCUUCAGUAUCAAGCUAGUUGUCUCA